This is a messenger RNA of Rhopilema esculentum, 1507 nucleotides long. RefSeq lists its product as uncharacterized. Gene Ontology annotation, molecular function: transferase activity. NCBI's taxonomy places the organism in Eukaryota, Metazoa, Cnidaria, Scyphozoa, Rhizostomeae, Rhizostomatidae. The record is from RefSeq and is a predicted model, not a curated record.
AGCUUCCUUCAUCAAGUAAUUUUAUCGAAGAAAAAGGCUUCCGUAAUGGCUUCUUUCGAAUCUGCUGUCGUCUUACUGCUCAUUUCUUCCAUUUCGCUGGCAAAUGAAUACAAAAUAAAAGUCAACUCUGAGAUGCCUGGACCGUUUACUCGCGAACUAUCAUUGCAGAACCCUCUACAGACAGGAAAAGAUGUCAUCAUUCUCCAGAACCUUCUCAAACGACAUCAAACCACGAAGGACAUUAACAUAUCUUCACAUUACGACAUCGCAACAGCAGAAGCCGUGCAGCGUUUUCAAGAAGCAGUGGGUCUACCUGGAAGCGGGGUGGUUUGCCCAAAAACAGCGCAUAAAGUGCUUGAUAAGUUGCUAUCUGACGGUUUUAAAGACGAUGGCCUAGUUCCUGCUCCUUACAAAUUCAAACUUGUCGUCCCAGUGUACCGAGACAGGACUAAGGAAACGACUGCGGUACUUCUUGAUGCAAAAUCACAACCGGUCUACAAAUUUAGGAUCCGGGCACAUGGUGGAAUGCAGGAUGAUGGAACGGCGAUCAAUCAACUGACGAGGAAUGGCAAUACUCCUACUGGUCUAUCGACCUUUGAUUUGAACUCCAAGGAGCCUAUCCCAAAGUCUUAUGGACCGUAUCCGGUUGUAAGAAUCGUAAAGGGAAUAAAAGGUAAUUCUGCCAUUGGAUACGGGAAUGAUACAUUGCUGAGCAAUUAUCGUAGUGGCAUAUUGUUGCAUACCGGGGAAUGGGAUGGAUGGGACCCGAGCAAGCCGAUGCCGAAUAGUUUGGGUUGCAUGCACUGCGCACCAGAAGACAUGAAGAAUGUGGUGGAUAUCUUGGUGAAAGAACUGGGCGUCAAAGUGCGUCCAAAUCCGUUCGGAAAGUUGCCAUACCCUUACGUACCUCAGGGUCUCAUAGCAAUUGAGGAAAUUAACUAGACUAUAAAUAAAAUACCUGCUGACAUGAUUUGUAUAUGAUUUUUUGGUAAAACAAGAAUGGCAAGAGAAAAGAGUUUUGUGGAGCAACAUACGAGGGGAAUAAAUAUAUUCGGUCAUUCUUAUAAUCCCUUUAGCAAAAAGGAUGUAAAGAAAUUAUAGUAGAAUGAUAAUUAAAAAGGGACAGUUUUAGGAAAAUUGGGCCGCGGAAAGCUUAUUUUGGAAACAACUGACAAAAAACUUCCUUAACUUCUUUGACCCUCCUUAUUCGUGGAGACAGUCCUACAAAGCAUGCUUUAUUUGGGGGGUCUGCAUACCAGAUAUUCUAAUGUUUACUCAAAUUACAAUGAAUUGUGUUUGAUUUAACGGAAAAAGUAGAAUUCUUGGGGAACAUCCGACGUUACCCGUUUUUUUCAACGAAGUUUGCAUCCGUAAUAACUAUUUCCUGCGCUUCUUUUAGAGAAGUCUUGGUAGUAUCGUCUUAUCAAGACCUAUUUGUAUUAGCCUUAUUCAUCUUAUAACAUUUGCGCACAUUUGUGAUUGAGUAAAAGCUGGGAAUUAUUUCAAA